CAGUGUUUGUGAUUUCUCUGUAAUUGUCCUCAUUAAUAUCUGUACCAAGAUGGAUGUUCUGGAACCUUACGGAGAUCCAGAGGGUGGAGGCGGUGAUGCCUUAACAGGGCAGAGAAAGUCUAGGUUAAAGUCUUUAAAGUCACGGCUGUUUGGGAAGAUAAGCAGGAAAGAUGGUGAUGGUGGUGUGAAGAGUCAGUCUGAAAGUGACAUCAUUUUGAGUGUUGAAGACUCAGAGCAUGACUUCUGCUCCCAAAGCAUGCUGGGAUCCCGGACAUUAUCACAUGACAGUGUUUUCCUGGCAGAAAAUACCUAUUCGGACCCUGAGCCACAAAGAGGCCUGUCUCAUGAGAACAUUCAUGGAAAUAUUCAAGCUCUCCAGAUGAAACUCCAGCAGCAGAAGAUGCAUUUAGGUCCGCCCUUGCUGUUGUCAAGUAAACGUCAUACAAACUUGGGUGGAAGUGCAGCGGAUGAUGACCUUCCUUGCCUAUCCAGGAGUAUAUCAAACAAGGCCCAUGUGUCCUUCCAGCCACUUUUCCCUCAGCCUAUAAGCACAGCAUUUUUACCCAUUUCCCCAAGUGCUUCAAGCUCAGGAGUGGACUUCAGCACUCCUCCCCAGUUUACUUCCAUCCUGGACAACUCUGCCGCACGUCACCGUAUGUCCAUUAAACCUAAGAAACAACGGGCAGGUGCCAAGAAUAAGAGAACGGUCACUCUAGCUGAAAGCAGACCACGAUCUGAAAGUUUAAACAACUUGGAACAUUCAUUGACUAAGAGGGAGGAAAAGCCAGUUGCAAAAGAGAUGCCCUGUAUUCGCUCGUACUCCUCUAAGGUGUUAAGCCUAGGGGAGAGGCAAACUGCUUUACAAAGCAAGAGUAUCCCUACAGUUUCAUCGUCCCUGUCUCUGAAGUGUACUGAAGAAACUAGACAUGUUUCUGGUGAAAAAGAGCAUAAGAGCCUCCUGUUCACAUCUCCUCAAAACACUUGCCUAAAGAAGCUGACUCCAGCUGAGGUGCCAGUGUCCACCAUAAGGCAAGAGGUUGCAAAAGAAACUAAAAGUCUUUCAAGAUCAGAAGAAUCCCAAGUAGCCAAACCUCAAAGCCCAGUGGUGUCAAUCAACAGAGCAAUAAAACAAGAGUUGAAAGACUCCAAACUGCUCAAGAACAGCCAAAGCAACCCUGUGUCAACUUCAAGGGCACAUGUAGAUACCAUACAAGAACCGAGAAUUAUGCAAGAUGAGAAGUCUAAUAUUGACCAAAUGGACACAUUAAGCAAAUGUGGUGUUCAGACUGUAGUAAAUGUAGAAAUUCAACAUUCCUCUCCUCAAGCUCCAGUCAAUGUGAUUACUAGAGUGAAUUUAAGACCGUCAUCCUUAAGGAGAAAUGCACACUCUGCAGAUGAAAAAUGUGAGUCAAAGAUCCUUCAGUCAGUCACGACUGCGUUGCCUAGUGCUCAGGAACAACAAUCUCAGACUGACUACAUGAAGCGACCGAGAUCAACAUCCGCAACAUUCCAACUCAAGCCAUCUUCAGACAAGAUUCAAGAGCUUCCAAGGACUGCAAGCUUUACUGGCCAAGGUGGACUGAAACAAGAUCCUACGUAUCCUUCUAAACCUUCUCUUACCUUCAAGACACAAGGAGAACUUAGUUCACAAGCUGAGAAAACAAAAAAAGAUCCACAUUGUAGCAUGCCACCACAUACACAAAAGGAAAAGAAAGCACAAGUGAUACCACCAAAGUUCAUGGAUUUAGCAACAUACAGCUCUCAAACCCAGGAUGUGCAGGAGAGUAAGGACAAUGGGAUGCAGGAGCUUGGAGUAGAGGCUUCAGAGGAAGAGGUACAGGAGGGAGUAGAGGAGGCAGAAGAAGCAGGAGAGGAUGUGACGGAUGUUAAGGAAGCAAAUGAGAGAGAAGCUACAAAUGCAUUUGGUGUAAAGCUGCGUUCCACCUCUCUUUCGCUAAAGUUUCGCCUGGACAAGACACAAUCAGAAAUCAAGGUAAAACAACACAGUGCUGAGGUCUCCACACUGUCUCCACCUCUAACCUUACGGUCUGAUUCAACUAGUCAAGUGGAACCUGAGGACCAUCGUUCUAGCAUGGGCUCUAAACUAAAAAACCCUUUACUCCAAGCCAAUGAGUCCUCCAACCCCAGUUGCACACUCAAGAGUGUCUCUAAAGAUAAGGAGACGACUGGCUUCCCUAGACAGGCUGAACCUCAUCAGCCCUCAUUGUUGUCCAGCAAAGCCACUAAGAUUGCACCUUUAUUUCCUAAAGAAGGUACAGACUUGCUUCCAAAAGAGCCUGUUGCAGUCACCUCUCAGGAAAAUGCACCAACAUCUACAGCCUCUGAGAUGUCCUGGAUGGAGAUGGCUAGAGAGAAGACCAGAAGUCUACAACAGCUUUUUACCAGCAGACUGUCCGAUUUUCCAGGCUUCCAAACAACAACACGACCAACAACCUUGAAUACAACACAGCCACCACCCCAAACAUCCACUUCACAAGCCAGCGCUAGAACCACUCAAAACAUUACAAACCAACAGACAGCAACAGACCUUUUGUUGAGGCCUACAGAGAUGUCUACAAGACAGCUGCCAUCUGUGAAGACCUCUGGAAGAUCCACACAGCCUGUGCAAACCAAUAUAAGCACAACGACCCAACCUUUAGCAUUAUCAACCUGUACAAUUCAGACAACCACCAGUCAAUCACAAGAUGACUGUAUCAAAAAACACCUGUUUCAAUCCAAACCCCAAAUUUGUAGUUCAACAACAAAAACAACUCAGUCUACAGUUACAUGCACAUCAACCAUACAAUCCACCACUCAGCCUACUCAUACAGCAAAAGAGCUAUCAUCACGACCAAAGUCACCACCCAUCCAACAGUCAUUACCACCGCACAUAGGACCCCUACAAACAUCCCAGACCUCCACACAAUCUUUACUACAUCCCAAACUAUCUCCAGCUUACCAAUACCUAUUAUCAAGCCCCAAGAAAACAUCUCACCUGAUGCCCCAACAGUCUGUUAAAACUGUCUCAAAGGAUCAGCCUCAUAAUGAAGGUUUUGAGCCCAAGACACCACCCAUCCAGCGUUCUUCACCAACAGGGCAAGCAGGACCCCUCCAAACAUCCCAGACCUGCACACAAUCUCUACUACAUCCGAAACUAUCUCCAGCUUACCAAUACCUAUCAUCAAGCCCCCCAAAAACAUCUCAGAUGAGAUCCCAACAGUCUACAAAUACUGUCCCAAAGGAUCAGCCACCGAAUGAGGGGUUUGAGCCCUCUGUAAACUCAGGAAAAGCUGACAGGGUUUCUAUGCCGCAGGGGAAGGGCAACAGGCUGGAAGAUUUCAAACCAUUGUGGGCAACAGGAAUGGGAAACAAGACCCAGCUGGUCCAACACUGGGAUACCCAAUCAACUGCUGCAACCAAGGCAGGUGAGCAGAAAGACACAGCAGAGUCCCAAGCGACAGCUCAGUCUACAGCUCCUGUCUCAAAGGUCUCAGCAACAGACACAGGCACAGACCCAAAAGCAUCAGUUUCAUGUGUUGCCAUGAGGACAGGAGACAGGGAGGAUAAAUGGCAAAAGAAGUUAGUGCAACCAUCAUCAUCACCACCUUCAUCAUCAUCUCCACUCCAGUCUGUUCAAGACAGAGACCAACCAUCAUGGAUGGAGCUGGCCAAAAGGAAAUCAAUGGCAUGGAGUGAUAAGACUAUGGACUAAAACCCAGUCUGGCAUCUGCAUAAGCAUAAUGCUUUGAGGUUUGCUUCAUGUAAACUUAAAGAACCCCUAUUAGCUGUGUAUGCUUUGUGGGAUGACUGUAAAUGUAUCAAUCUUUAAUUCUAUGUGUUUCUGUAAAACCACCCUAAUGUGAGCAUCUUGUAUUCUCUUCAUCUAAAGUAUGAAUACAUGACAAUCAGCUAUUACGUAACGACAAAUCAACAUGUGUCACGUUUGAAAACACAAGGAUUUAAAUGCUACAAUGUUACUUAAUCUGCUGGUUGCAUUACUGAUGGUAUGUUUCGGUGAAAGCUACACCAUCAGAAGCUUGGUCUCGUGGGCUGUCACAAGUGAUGUGGUGGAUGAAAAGCUGGACACACACUCGGAUGAAACGCCAGCUGUGAUUGUCGACAAUACCGCAAAUUUGGAAACAAACCUAUCUGUCCUCUGUGUACCGGGACGGUGCCGAAAAAAGACCGAAAAGAGAUCGAAGGGUGAGCACUUAUCACCCGCAUCCCAUGUGUUUUCAUACCGUUUGGCCGAGGUGAAACCACCCUAAUGUGAGCAUCUUGUAAUCUCUUCAUCUGAAGUAUGAAUACAUGACAAUAAUAGGUACAGUACAAACAGUUUGGCAAUAAUAUGUACAGUAAUAUGUUUAUGAGGUUUACAGCUACAUUUCCUGGUGAUUUAGGUUAAGAGUAGCUGGUAGUAAUUUGCAAAUGCACACAACAUGAAUGUAAAUCAGGGGGAUUGGAAGGGGAGAACCAAAUUCAGGUUCUGAAUCAAAAUAAGCACCUGAGUGCAAUCUCAGGAAUAGAAACAUACUCUCUGUUUUAUCCAAAUGCAUUCGUGCAUUUUCAUCAUUUCUCAGGUUAUGUGUGUUUAUUAUGUUCAAAUGUUAAGUAUUAAUUGACCCAUGAUUUCUUUUCCUUUCCAAUUACACAUUUUUAUUCA
Paramisgurnus dabryanus is the source of this 4663-nucleotide messenger RNA. RefSeq names its product cracd like a (gene cracdla). The record is from RefSeq and is a predicted model, not a curated record. NCBI's taxonomy places the organism in Eukaryota, Metazoa, Chordata, Actinopteri, Cypriniformes, Cobitidae.